Messenger RNA from Exserohilum turcica Et28A, 1053 nucleotides. RefSeq lists its product as uncharacterized. Bases 1 to 1053 code for a protein of 350 amino acids. The transcript has a single exon. NCBI's taxonomy places the organism in Eukaryota, Fungi, Ascomycota, Dothideomycetes, Pleosporales, Pleosporaceae. The record is from RefSeq and is a predicted model, not a curated record.
AUGUCAUCUCAACCCUCGCGCACAUACAGAUCCGCCGCACCGACGGCGAAAGCGGUCGUAUACACCCCCAGCACAAUCGCCGUGACGGUUGGCAUUGAAACCCAACGAACAUGGACACUUUCCAAAGCACCGCUAGCAGAAAGCUGUUGGCUCUUCUAUUUUCUCUUCAGCGAAGAUCCCACAAUAUCUGAAAUCCACCUACCCACCGUCUCGCCCCAUGCCUUCGCCGACUUUGUCGACUACAUACGCUCCAGCAUCUACAGCGUCAACACACAUAUCGCAGGAUACCGCUCCAUCCGCGCCCACACCGACGCCUGUCUACUGGGAAUUCAACUUGACGCAGACGAAUACCGCAGGGCAGCCACACGCGCACUGCAUGGUCUCUUUGAGCCUCUUGCACGGGCCCGCAAAUCCAAUGCCUUGCGUUCUCUCAUCCGAGCCAGCGACAUUGAAUAUAUAUGUGUCCGCACCAGCGCCGCGCAACUGGUCUUCUCUUCGAGCAUCCCAGACAUGUGGGGUCUUGUCAAAGGGCUGCAGAUGCUGUUUUUCGACGCGCUGGCGGCACACUGGACGCAGCAGGAUGUGAUAGCUAUCAGCAUGCCGGGGUCGACCAGCGGCUCUAGUAAGGAUAAUCUGUGGGACGUCACGCCGUGGCGGGAUCUGUACAGGCGCUUCCCCAAGUUCAGAGCACAUCUUGUCAAGACUGGGGCGGUCGCUGACAAGUGGAGGGGGAUAAUAUUGAAGAAAGUUGACCGUUAUUACUUUAUAGAGGGCGAGCAUAGCGACAGCGAUAGCGAAUGCGACUUUGAAAUCGAGAGUGCCGACGAUGACGAUGAGGACACGGAAGGGGGGAUCAGGAUUGAGCAGGUGAAGCAAUACGGCAAGUUGACGCUCAAGCUGAGGGGCUUUCGCACGCCAGAAGAAGCGACGGACCCGCCCAACGAAAGCAUGAAGCCAGUGAUGGUGGAGGACAUUGAUGCGGAGAGCAGCGAAGCGGACAAGGUCGCAAUCAAGGCGGACUCUGAUGAGGAGGACAUCUCGAUAGUCGUGUGA